CUUCAGAUUCUUUCCUAGCUCAGCCCCAGCCCUUUUGCUCAGUUGUUUUCUAUCUCUCUCCUAGCCCCCGCCCCCUAUCUCACUCUGGCCCUCCCUAUCUCGCGCCUGCUUCAACCCUCCCUCUCCCAAUCCCCGCCCCUCAGCUUCCAACUUCCGUUCUGUCCUCCGGGGGCUGGGCCUGUCCGGUUUCCCGGCACCCCCCCGCGCGGCCUCGACCUUCCCUGCAAGCUCGGGUGCCGCCGCGGACUGUGCGCCCGGCCUGCUCAGUUUCAGUUUAUUUCCCAUGAAGUUGGCCGGCUGAUACCUUGGAGAUGUUCACAAGGAAACAAGUGAAGCAACUUCUGCAGAGGAUACCUGGAAAACAGCGCUUUGGUGUCUAUAGGUUUCUUCCUUUCUUCUUUGUUCUGGGAGGAGCAAUGGAGUGGUUUAUGAUCAAAGUCCGAGUUGGCCAGGAGACCUUCUAUGAUGUAUAUCGAAGAAAAGAAUCAGAGAGACAGUACCAAAGAAGGCUGGAAGAAGAAUCUUGAGAAGCAUGAAUGGUGGAGCCUUAGUUUUCAACAAAACAAGUAGCCAUAAGUCAAAUGUGAAUGUGAACUGUUUUCACUUUGGGUUUCUCUGUCAUGUAAGAAACCCAUUCAUUAAUGCCCUCUUGUGGCCAGAUCAUGGAUCUUCACCCCACCCUGUCCAAAACAUCUGUGUGAAGAAGGGUUUUCUGUCUUAGUAUUUUCAUACUUUAAUGUUUGAAAAGGAGUAUAACGGUUUCUUUAGGAGGGCUUUCAGAGCAGAUUGAAUUAAAUGAGUAUGUUUUAGAUCAUUAAUAAUAAUUUUAAAGUAUUGCUUUGUGAUGAAAUUUUAAAUAAAUUAAAUCAUGAACAACUGUGA
Molecule: messenger RNA, 882 nt
Organism: Antechinus flavipes (yellow-footed antechinus)
Lineage: Eukaryota; Metazoa; Chordata; Mammalia; Dasyuromorphia; Dasyuridae
Product: small integral membrane protein 4
Exons: 3
Coding region: 312-527 (71 amino acids)
Source: RefSeq, a predicted model, not a curated record